Neopelma chrysocephalum (saffron-crested tyrant-manakin) is the source of this 8339-nucleotide messenger RNA. RefSeq names its product cullin 9 (gene CUL9). Gene Ontology annotation, molecular function: zinc ion binding; ubiquitin protein ligase binding. The record is from RefSeq and is a predicted model, not a curated record. Gene Ontology annotation, biological process: ubiquitin-dependent protein catabolic process. Lineage: Eukaryota; Metazoa; Chordata; Aves; Passeriformes; Pipridae. The coding region runs from base 278 to 7654 and encodes 2458 amino acids. The transcript has 41 exons.
CGAGUCUCGGCCGCGCCGCCGCCCUGGGUGCGCGGGGAGAGCCGGACCGGCGCCGGGCGGGGACGAGACCUCCCGACGGGGCAGGCGCCUGAGGGGCCCCUUCCUUUUCCCCGCGCCGGGGCUCGGUCGGUCCCCCGCGCACCGGGGCCGGGCUCUGCCGUUCUCUGCCCGGCCUCGCUGCGCUCCGGGGGCGGCGGCGCAGCGAGACUGCAAGAAGAUUCCCAUCUAGCUUGCUGCAAAUUCCAAGGAAGGCACAACUGAAGGCACAUCUGCUGCCAUGGUGAAUGAGAAGCACGAUGGCAACCUGCUUGUGCAGCUGGGACCCAAACUGCAGGCCUACCCGGAGAAGCUGCUCCGGCAGCGUCGAGGCCACGACAGCCGGCCUGAAUACCUGAUCCAGUGGAGUGUGAUUAGCUCGGAAGAGAGAGCAGUGGGAGGCAGCAGUGCCUCCUGUGCAGAGACCAAGCCAGAGAACAUCUCGAUGUGGAUGUCUGCAGAAGAGGUCUGUGCCAGCUGCCCAGCACUGCUGGGCAAGAGGAAGCUUGAAGGGCCGUGGGUGAAAGAGGAGAAGGCACCAAGUCCGUUGGCUGCAGAUGUCCCACUGGACGAAGCCUCGCUGCUGGAGAUGAAGGCUGAUGUCAGGAGUCUGGUGCAGCGAGCCAUGCGGCAGGUGGCCGAGGCCGGGACACCCAAGUGCUCCAUCCUGAACACUGUGCACGUGCUGAGCGCCUACGCCGGCAUUGGCUCUCUGGCGGGUGCCUUCAGGGAGACGGGAGCCCUGGACGUGCUGAUGAAGAUGCUGUGCCACAGGGAGAAGCAGAUCCGCCACAGUGCCGGCAAGAUGCUGUGGACCCUGGCUUCGCAGGAUGCAGAGAGCCGGGCCUAUAUCCUGCGUUCCCUGAGCCAGCAGGAUGGCGUUGAGCAGCACAUGGACUUUGACAGUCGCUGCACCUUACUGGAGCUGUUUGCUGAGAUAACAUCCUCUGAAGAGCAGUGCAUGUCCUUUGAGGGGAUUCCCCUUCCACAGAUCCCUGGGAAGCUGCUGUUUGUCCUGGUGAAGCGCUACCUGUGUGUCACUUCUCUCCUGGACAAGCUGAGCAGUGGUGUGGAGCAGGGAGAGGAGCAGCAGGAGUGUGCUGUGCCCAGCCUGCUCCCUGAGGAGAGGAGCUGUGUGAAGCAGGAGUUUGAGUUCAGCAUGGCCAUGGCAAACCUCAUCUCGGAGCUGGUGCACGUGAUGGGCUGGAACCACAACCACAAGCCAGAGCUGCCACCCCGACAGGAGCUCCGGCCUCGCACCACCCGCUCCAUCUUCCAGCACAAGACUCCAGCCAGCACUGCUGUCCAAAUGCCUGUACUCAGUUCAAACCAUAGUGCCCACAAAAAGCAGGGCUGUACCUUCUUGACUCCGUCAGACUUCGCAGACAGCAGUGACUAUGUGGAGUACUUACAGGCAAACCUGGUGCGUGGCAUGAGGGUGCGCUUGCUGGAGGACUGUGGUGAUGUUAGAGCUGGGGAGGAAGGCGAGUUUCUUCAGAGCACAAACAGCAUGCACACAGUACAGGUUUUAUGGCGGUCAACAGGUCGAAUCUACUGGAUGCGUUGGCAAAUAUUGGAGAUUAUUGGCUUUGGAGACCAGUGGGAAGAUCCUGCUGCUCAGGAAAAGGAAUACAGUCCGAUAAAGAGCUUUAAUCUAGACACAGUUGCACAACCAUUUUUGUGCAAGCCCUUGGGAGGUCUGUACUCCCUGCCUUACCUGGGGCAGCCGCCGACCAAGGCUGCAGAGGCCCUGAGCCGUGCCGAGUGGUGGGAGCUGCUCUUCUUUGUGAAGAAGCUGGAAGCACAGGAGCAGAAAGAGAUCACCUUUCUCAUCCAGCAUGACCAGGGAGAGCAGGUGGAUGAAGAAGCCCUGAUCCGGCUGUCGGUACCUGUGGAGCUGGCCCAGAAGAUGCUGCAGGUCUUGGAGAAGCGGUGCCAGGGCAGCACUCUGCGUGACCUGCGUGGCUGCCGCGUGUAUGCCAGAUACUUGCUCAGUAGGGGAGCUGAGCAGGAUGGUGGGGGGAGCACCGCAGUGUCCUCAGAGGGCAGUGGCUGCAGGAGCAUUGGCUGUGAAGCCACGAUGGCCAAGGCAGCAAAGGAAGACCUUUCUGCAGCCACAGUACCGCCCCAAGCCUCCAGCGUGGCGAAGUCCGAUUCCCAGCUGUUCAGCGAGCUCCUUAGGAGUGAAGGGCUGUGCUUCCCAGAGGUGACGGAGGAGCAGAUCAAAGUGUUGGGCAGCUCCAAAGGGGUGAGCGAGAGCGGCUCGCUGGCCGAGAUUGCAGCCAUGGUGGAUGUGAUCCAGAGCAGCAGCUCAGCGGUGGGGCUGCGCUUAGCUGGGCUCAAGCAAAUCUUGAAGAUCCUGGAGGAGGAGCCCAAGUCUGAGCAGCAAGUUGGCACAGCCCAAGGCAGGCUGGGGACCGGGAGCGCUGGGGAGAAGCUGGUGCAAGUGGCAGUGGAGCUGCUGAGCACUGAGGUGGCAGAGAAGGCGCUGGUGGCAGUGAUGCUGCGGCUGCUGGCCGUGCUGAUGGCGCAGCACGACUGGCGUGUGCCGUUUGCCACGGAGGGCGGCGUGCGGGCCGUGCUGGCCUGCAUGCAGCAGCACAGCUCCUCCGCCCUGGUGCAGCAGGCUGGCCUGGCGGCCCUGAAGGUGCUGGUGGGAGCUGCAGAUGGUGAGCCAGCAGGUGGGAAGUCCUUGUCCUGGAACCAUGCUGAUGUGCAGAUGAUGCGGGAGAUCUUUGCCAGCAUCGGCUCUGCCUCCAGCGAGGGCUCUGCCAGUCUGCUGAGUACUAUCCCUGCUGCCCUGAGCACCAUGCAGAGGGUCCCAGGGGGCUCCUCAGGAGUGCAGAACGGCUUGCUGGUGGUGAACAUGCUGAUGGAUGGGCACCGGGGCCUGGCGGAGCAGCUGGCGAGCUGUGACCUCCUGGCGGUGCUGCAGAGCUGCUGGAGGGACGGGCAGAGCAGCGGCUGCCCUCAUGCGGUGCUGGCCCUACGCGCCAUCAACCGCCUCGCAGAGCACGGGCUGCCCCUGGGCCUGGAGGCAGCAGGCAGAGAGGCCCCACUGGACCUGAAGGGUGUGCGGAUGCUUCUGGGCAGCCUGGAGGAUGGCACUUUGUCCAAGGAGGUGGUGGUGGCCCUGGAACGGCAGCUCUGUGGUGAAGGCCCUGUCCCCUCUGGGCAGGUGUCCCAGCUGCUGCAGGACCACAGCUGCUUCAGGCUGCUGCUGCGCAGCUUGGAGCUGCUGGGGGCGGAGAAGGCUGUGAGCCUGAGCAUCCUCAGGAUCCUGAACAAGUUCCUGGACAGUUAUCAGGAGGAUGUGCUGCCCUGGCACGAGUGUGUGGAGCCCUGUGUGUCCUCCCUGAGCGCCCACAGCAGCAGCUGGGAGGUGCUGCAGGAGGUCGUUGGCUUCCUGCACCGCCUGGCCACUGCCAGCGAGGACUGUGUGGUGGUGAUGUGCCACGUGGGCACCCAUGAGGCUCUGUCCAAAGCCCUGGAAAAGCACAGUGUGGCUCCGUUGCUCGCACCGGCCCUGCUCAACCUGGUGACGGACUGUGAGAAGUACGCCAGCCUCUACAAGAAGCUGACAACCAGAAUCUUGGCUGGCUGCAUCCAGCUGGUCCUGGGGCAGAUUGAGGAGCACCGCCGGAGUCACCAGCCCAUCACCAUCCCCUUCUUUGAUGUCUUCCUGCAAAACCUGUGCCGAGGCUCCAGCAUGGAGGUAAAGGAAGACAAGUGUUGGGAGAAGGUGCAGGUCUCCUCCAACCCACACCAGGCCAACAAGCUCACGGACAGGAACCCCAAGACAUACUGGGAGUCAAAUGGCAGCACUGGCUCCCACUUCAUCACUGUGCACAUGCAGUGUGGUGUGGUGAUCAGGGAGAUGAGCAUGCUGGUGGCCAGUGAGGACUCCAGCUAUAUGCCAUCCCGCGUCGUGGUGCUGGGUGGGGACAGCCCUGCCACCAUCAGAACGGAGCUCAACACAGUUACCAUCCUGCCUUCAGACAGCAGAGUGAUCCUGCUGGAGAACAUGACCCACUUCUGGCCCAUCAUCCAGAUCCGGGUGAAGCGGUGCCAGCAGGGUGGCAUUGACACACGUGUGCGUGGCAUCGAGGUGCUGGGUCCCAAGCCCACUUUCUGGCCCGUCUUCAAGGAGCAGCUGUGCUGGCGGACAUUCCUCUCCUGCACUGCUCAGGCUCACGCCUGGGGCCAGGAGAUCUGCCGGGACCGAGGGCAACUGCUGCAACUCUUUGGCAGACUGAACCGGGCGCUGCAGCACGAGCAGGGCUUCGCCGACCGCUUCCUUCCUGAUGACAAGGCAGCCCGGGCAUUGGGCAGGACGUGCUGGGAGGCCCUGGUGAACCCCUUGGUGCAAAGCAUCACUAGCCCAGACCCUGAUGGUGUCAGUCCCCUGGCCUGGCUGCUGAGGGAGUACCUGGAGAACGUGGAGCCGCCCCACCGUGCCAGGGGACACAGGGCUGCCUUUGGAUCCUGUGUGCGGCGCCUGACCCAGCUCCUGGUGCACGUGGACCCUGGUGGCCCAGAGCCGGAGGAGACAAGAGCAGCUGGUGGGAAGGCAGGGAAGAACAAGGAGGUGCCGGCCAGGGCUGCGAAGGCAGUGGUGGAGAAGUCGAGCGGCCUGUGGGGAAUCUCGCAGUGCUGGCGUGGCGUGGUGCAGCAGCAGGUGCAGCAGUUCCUGGAGGCAGCAGGGCAGGUGCCAGACCUUGCGGAGCAAUACUGCGGGCUGUACCAGCGCCUGCGCAGUGCCACAGAGGAGCUCUUUGGGCAGCAGGCCGCCUUCAUGCUGGCCCUGGGCCAGGGCUUUGCAGGGGCUUUGCUGCAGCUCUCCUUCCUGACUGCCCUGCAUGUGAGUGAGCAGUUUGCCCGCUACCUUGAUGUGCAGAUCCAGGAGCUCCGCAGGGCAGCACAGGGCAGCACAGGGCCGCUGGAGCGGCUGCAGCAGUUCUUGGAGCCCUUUGUUGUCUUCAGUGGCCUGGAGCUCGCCCAUACCUUCGAGCACUUUUACAGGCACUACCUGGGAGACCGGCUCCUGACACAAGGACCGUCUUGGCUGGAAGGAGGCAUCGUGGAGCAGAUUGGGCUGUGCUUCCCCAGCCGCUUUCCCCAAGAUAUGCUGAGCAACUUGGCUGAGUCAGAGGAGCUCCAGCGGCAGUUCUACCUCUUCCAGCUGCAGGAGCAGGAUAAGCGGCUGCUGGAGCUGGACAAGGGCCUGGAUGAGGUGCUGGAGACAGCCUCGGUGACAGAUGUGCCAGAGGUGAAGGUCCUGGCCCUGUCCCCGCGCUGCUGGCCUGUUUCCCCACUCUGUUACAUGGAUAACCCUGGGAGGUUUUUCUCAGCAACGCUGAGCUCCCCCCUGGAUGAGUUUGCCGACUUCUGCCAGCAGAGCCAGAGCCGGCUGGGCUGGGAGUGCACAAAGCCCCAGCGAUUGCAGUGGACAUGGCUGGGCCACGCUGAGCUGCAGUUUGGAGACUGUGUCCUCCACGUGUCCACGCUACAGAUGUACAUCCUGCUGUGCUUCAACAGUGCCGAGGAGGUGACUGUGGAGGCCCUGCUGCAGGCUACAGGGCUCCCUGCUGACCUGGUGCACCACGCGCUGACACCGCUGACCCACGGCCAGGGCGUCCUGGUGCAGAGCUGCAUGCCAGGAGGUGAAUGUGGGGCCGGGGCACCCCUGGGGAGGUGCUGCUCUGAAACCAUUGAUGCCUGUCAGAAGGGCAGGUUGGGGCCAGGUGUGCAGUUCCUGAGCUUCUGCUGCCACAGCGUGGACGUGCUGUCCUGCGUCCUGCACCUGUUGAACCAGGGCUAUCUCCGGCGCCAGGAGGGGAGGCCUCAUGUCUUGGAAUACAUCUCUGCUGAACCUACGACACCUCUUGGGGGCCAGGCACAGAUGACUUUCCAUUGCAGGCCACCACAGGCAUCUCCAGAUGAGGACAGCAUAGACAGCCUGCAUUGGUUGAAUCCUGGCAUAGACAGGGCGGAAGAAUAUCUUAUGGCAAUGCUGCAGGUGCCAAUGGGGCACACGCUUAGUCCAGAGGAGGCAAAGCUGCUCAUGAACCAGACAGUACAGCAGGUCCAGGACACUCUGAGCAUAUCGGAUGACGUUGCUCGGCACCUCCUCAUGCACUGUAGGUGGAACGUGGAUUUCCUGAUCCAGUGCUAUGUGGAGAACCGUGAUGCUCUGCUCAUCUCCUCGGGGCUGCAAGUGCAGGAUGUCCAGCCUCCUCCGAGCCCUGGAACCCACUGCCCAGUCUGUGUGAACCAGCUGUGUCCCACUGAGAAGCCACCAACCCUCUGCUGCAUGCACUACUGCUGCAAGCCCUGUUGGAGUGAAUAUCUCACGACUCGCAUUGAACAGAACAUGGUUGUCAACUGCACCUGUCCCAUAUCCGAGUGCUGUGCACAGCCAACCACAGCCUUCAUUUACUCCAUCGUGUCCUCUGAGGAGAUCAUAGCGAAGUAUGAAAAAGCCCUCCUCAGACGCUAUGUUGAGUGUUGCUCCAACCUGACAUGGUGCACCAACCCUCAGGGCUGUGAUCAGAUCCUCCUUAAGGAUGGACUUGGUUAUGGAGCAGCCUGUUCCAAGUGCUCCUGGAUAUCCUGCUUCAACUGCAACUUCCCAGAGGCCCAUUAUCCUGCCAGCUGCAGCCACAUGUCUCAGUGGGUAGAUGAUGAUGGAUACUAUGAAGGAAUGACAAGUGAAGCCCAAAGCAAACAUCUGGCUAAGCUCAUUUCGAAGCACUGCCCAAACUGCCAGGCUCAGAUAGAGAAAAAUGAGGGUUGCCUGCAUAUGACAUGUGCAAAGUGUAGUCAUGGCUUCUGUUGGCGUUGCCUCAAGCCCUGGAGACCGAAUCAUAAGGAUUAUUACAACUGCUCUGCUAUGGUGAGUAAAGCAGCUUGGCAGGAGAAGCGUUUUCAGGAUUACAAUGAGAGAUGCACCUUUCAUCAUCACGCAAGGGAAUUUGCCACGAGUCUGAGGAACAGUAUUUCUUCCAUCAGAGAGAUGCCAAAAAUUAGGAACUUGACCUUUGUUCUUGAUGCCUGCAAAGUGCUAGAACAGGCACGGAAGGUGCUGGCUUACUCCUGUGUGUACAGCUACUAUAACCAGGACACUGAGAGCAUGGAUAUUGUGGAACAGCAGGCUGAGAGCCUAGAGCUGCUCACUAAUGCUCUGCAAAUCCUUCUGGAGGAAACUCUGCUGCAGUACCAAGACCUGGCCUCUUCUCUUCAGCUUCUGAAAGCAGAGCAUUUUAGUGCCGGUUUGGAGUUGGUACACCAGAUCAAGGAGCGUCUCUUUGCAAUUCUCUGGCACUCCACACAGGAUUUCCAUGUUGGGCUCCAGUCUUCAGGAGAUCCUGGUCAGAGAAAGUUGAAACUCGCAAAUGUGCCUACUUCAGCCCUCGCCUAUACAGGGCAAAAUCGUACCAUCUUGUGUGACUCCCCCAACACAGAUGAAGGUGGCAAAGAGGUUGAAGAUGAGGAGUAUGAUCCACAGUGGCAGGAAGACUAUGAUGACGAUGAUGACCUUGAUGAAGACAACUUUAUGAUUGAUAAUGAAUCAGAUUGUGAUUCCUACUUUGAUGAUGAUGAUAGCUAUCAUAGCUAGAAGACCACCAUAGAAGUGGUCUGUCACCCAGCCUGCCAGCCUGGACCUCUGCCUCUACUCUGUCUCAACCAGUUUGUGUUAGUGUUUUUCCUCAAAGGCAGGGAGGAACUCUCAAGUGGAACAAAACAUUUCCUCUGGGAGGCUAAUUGCUCAGUGACUCUUCUUUAAGAUGCAGAAACAUUGCUCUGGGCAGCUAGUCUGUGUUCCUGUGGCCACCUCUCUCAGAUACCUCCUUGCCUUUUUUCCUUGUCUCCAAUUCUGCCUAUAGGUAUUUAAUUGAGUUAGAAAGUCACAGUCCACCUGCAAAGUUAAGACUACUUGCUACCUGUUAAAGGGCUGCUCAUUGUCCUUGGAUGUGCUCUUCCCUGGGCACAGGUAAGUGUGGCACUGUUUAAAAAUGGCCAGUGUCUAGAAACGCUGUAGAGUGAUGCAUUUACACUCAAGUCAAAGCCUCGCAUCUGGAGCUGGUGGGAUUCCCUCCAGAGCCACAGAUGGAUGUGGUUCAGUUCCUCUGGUUGAGAGGGGCAGCAUUUUUACUGUUGGAGUUUUCUUCUCUGCUGUGAAGCAGGAAAGGCUACUAUGAGUGACACAAGUUUGCAGGACUGUUUAAGUGUAUAAACAUAUGUUAUAUAUAUAUAUAUGCAGAGAUUGUUCAGAUAAUACUUUAUCUUUGCAAAAAAAAAAA